UCCGAGCAGCGCUGCGCGAGAAAUGAGCUCUACGAGGCUCCCGGCGGUAACCUGGUUGACGGUUUACCGCUGGAUCCCACUACCUCGUAGAGCAGCUCUUCGUUAUCGACGAGCUAGAGGAAUUCCGGCGCAGGGUGCAGCUAGUACCUCGUAGAGCUCUUCGGCAUCGAUGAGCUAGAGGAAUUCUGGCGCGGGGUGGAGCUAGUACCUCGUAGAGCCCUUCGUUGUCGAUGAGCUAGAGGAAUUCCGGCGCGGGGUGCAGCUAGUUGGCCCACCCGGCCCGGGCGGACAAUGUGACGACUUUGGGUCGGUUUGGCUGAGACUUGAAAGAUAUCCAACCAUUCGUUUUUUUACAAAGCAGGUUUUUUUCGCUGAGCAUUUGCACAUACGCUUCGUUCUGAGAGCAGUCUAAAGAGGAAAUCUUACUAUCGGUUGACUUCCGGGAACCGACCUCAUAUUGACAUCAAAAAAUGCAAACAUGAAGAUUUUUAGAAUCUCUUCUUCGAAUUUCUCUGCUUCGAUUCUGAGCACUCUUACCCGUGCGAGGAGCUCUACGAGGUUCCCGGCGAGGAGCUCUACGAGGUUUCUUCAGCAGACGUGGGAAUGCAAGUUUCUUCAGCAGAUGUUGGCAUGCAUGUUUCUUCAGCAGAUGUUGGAAGGCGCGUUUCUGGGAGUGCUUCAACAGGCGUUGGAAUGCAAGUUUCUUCAGGAAAUGUUGGAUUGCAAGUUUCUUCAGCAGAACCAGAUGUUGACAUGCAUGUUUCUUCAGCAGAGGUUGAAAUGCACGUUUUUGGGAGUGCUUCAACAGGCGUUGGAAUGCAAGUUUCUUCAGCAGAUGUUGGAUUGCAAGUUUCUUCAGCAGAACAAGAUGUUGGCAUGCAUGUUUCGUCAGCAGAUGUUGGAAUGCACGUUUCUGGGAGUGCUUCAACAGACCAGAACAAGAUGCGGAGGUUGGAAUGCGAGUCUCUUCAGCUGGUAGUGCAACAACUUGCGCGCGAGUGAAUCGAUCUGAUGUUAGGGUGCCAGAUAAAAUGGAGCAGUUCGAUCAGUUCGUAAUUGAGGUUGGAGUGCACGGGCGAAGUUACUUGAUAGAUGACAUGCUUCGCAUGAGCUUCACGUCACAAAACGUGUUUCGUCUCGCCAGGUGUCUGGGCAGAAAGUUCGGCACUCCAGUUGCCUCUAAGACUCAGUGCCGAAGCUCGGUUACGGGUAUCGCCUCAAUCACGACAUUCUUUUUGGUGUGUUCUAUAUGUGUACCAGAUUGAAAAGAUCAGAAAUUCACGGUUUCACCAGGCAAAGGGCAACGCGCGAUACCGUUGUUGAGGGCAUCCUGCAAGACCUCAUUGUGGUGCAAGGAUCUGGGAAGACGUUCGGCAAAGUUAGAUGCUACUCUCGCUCAUUUGUGAAUUUGAUGGUAUUCGCUUCCUGAGCUCAACUUUUGCUUUGAUUGUACUCGCUGCAUUUGUUACCUUGUACUUCCAGGCCGCUUGCUUUGUACUUGUUGCAUUGUCUGCUUGUGCUCUUGUCUUACCGCGGGUUGUUACGACAUACUUCGGACUUUGUGUUUGCGUUGACUCUUGCCAUGCUGUGUGUGUUUGUCGGGCAUGCGCGCGUGUUGGUAUAAGAGCUCCGCGUGUUCUUCACUUUGUUCGGAAUACGAGUUUUGCAUUUGCCCACUCCCGCUCAAAGAGUGGUGGGUGUCUUGCCUGACUCUGGUAUGCCGCCCGUUUUCCUGUUGCGUGUAUGCCUGUAAUUCACUUUGUCUGUUGUGUGUGUGCAUACUUCAAUUCGCAUUUCUUAUCUGCAUUCUGACCUUUAAUCUCUUGUGCAUUCUCAGUGGUGUUCUCAGUGCUCAUUGACCUUUGAACGUGACUUUCCGUGAUUUGUCACGUGGUGCCUCAAAGUAGGCCUUAAAUCUAGUCGACACUACACUGCUUUUAUUUUCAGUGCUGCUGAGACGGUAAUCGCUAUGUGUGGUUACUGCAUGGUCUCGCACUGCUUUGCUUCCCUCUAUUCUAUUUUUUAUUUGUCGUCUCGUGUAUUGGCAGUCUUGUGCAUAUCUGUGCAGCUUCGCUGUUUGAUGCACCUCUGCUUUAAUCUUUGCAGCUUCGCUGUCUUCCUGUACAGCUUCGCUGUUUAGGUUCUUUGUGUUUAGGCCUGCUCCCAUGGGAGCUCGAACCCGCCUUCGCAAAAGACGCAAAAGACCGGUUUGACGGUUCACCGCCGGCGCCAGUUGGUCGACCCGACCAGAACGGACAAUGUGACAACUUUGGGUCG
Messenger RNA from Prorocentrum cordatum, 2277 nucleotides. NCBI's taxonomy places the organism in Eukaryota, Dinophyceae, Prorocentrales, Prorocentraceae. The record is from the annotation of a GenBank genome assembly.